Messenger RNA from Camelina sativa (false flax), 516 nucleotides. RefSeq lists its product as uncharacterized. The record is from RefSeq and is a predicted model, not a curated record. Lineage: Eukaryota; Viridiplantae; Streptophyta; Magnoliopsida; Brassicales; Brassicaceae.
AUGGCUCUACCCCUAUCUUACACUCCUUUGAAAGACCUAAAACCAUACAAAAACGCUUGGCGUAUUCAAGUCAAAAUUCUCCACAGUUGGAAAAUGAAUACCGCUAAACUUGGUGAAUCACUCGAACUAAUUCUCGCUGACGAAACAGGUGACAAAAUAGGAGCUUCUAUCAGAAAGGAUCAUAUCAAAAAGUUUGAAUCUGAAUUGAAGCCUGGAUCUUGGAAAGUUAUAUCAACUUUUGGUUUGAAUCUCUGUACAUCCUACUUGCGUCCUUCUCUUAUUAAGUAUAAGAUUAGUACCAGAUAUGGUACCACAAUUAUUCCUUCUGAAAAUGUAUCUGAUGAUCAUUACCUAUCAUUCACAUCGUUUGAUAGUAUACUUGCUGGAAAUCUUGACAAAAAUCUCCUGCUAGACGUUAUUGGUCAAGUAGUCAGUUCUGGAGGUUUAGAAGAAAUCACAAGUCGUAACAACAUUACCAGGAAGAAAAUUGAGUUUGAGAUAAGAGACACUGAGUAA